AUGAAAAUGCGUCUCUCUAUUUUCGUGGCCACGCUGCUGGUCCUUCAACUGUCGCCUACGCCUGCGAAUUCAAAAUGGUUUUCGAAAGUUGGCACAAAAAUUGGGAAUUCGCUGGGCAAGGGUGCCGGAAAGGUGGGCAAGGGUGCCGGAAAAGCGGCGCUUGCAGUGAUCGCAGGGAUGGCCGUUGAGGCCAGCGCUAGUGCCCUUAUCGAGGAAGCAAAUCAUAUAGACACGCCUCGUGAACCAACAUUGGAGUCAGAGUCAAAAGAGGAGCUGUGGCUGGCAAAAGUCGAAGCUGGGAUAGAUAGAAUUGAGCAGAGGAACAGUGUGCAUCACCACUUUGCGGACUACACCAGGGAUUCGAUUGCAGAAAAUAUGGAGCAAAACAUUCCAAUUAUGGCCAAGAUGAAGGAUAUCCAUGAUGUCAUGAAUGACAUCUCUUUGCGCUACCAGUGGAUGCAGAUUUACGGAGAGUCGAGGCUCUUCGAAAAUUUUACUUUAAUCAAAUUCGCCGAGGACAGUCUUUCGGCAAUCCAUCAGAUAGACAGGAUUCAUACAACGCUCCUCGGAAGGGAGGAAAGAGCCCAUGUAACGCCCAAUAACCUUCUGUUUCAACUGCAAGCCAAAUUAAAAGGCUCAUCAUAUCACGUCUGCAAAUCGCAACAGUCUGCCCAGCAGUUUUUUUACCUGCUAUUCAAGGACAUCGCCAUCACCGAAUUGAAGGCCCACGCCAUGAUUGAGUUCUCCUGGCUGCUGCUCAAGCAAUUUGAACAGGGAGAAUUUACCGAGGAGAAGAGGGUGAUACGGGAGGCCCUCAAGCGGAGGACAAGCCGCACUCUGAGGAUGUUUAAGGACGUGAUUAGCAGAGCAGAUCGCACCGUUUGGCGAUGCGAUCCGACACACCACACGGCGGGACUCACCUACGAGGAGGUCACCCGCCUCCUACAAGGCUACAUAGAGAACGAGGUGGAUCUGCACGAGGAUGGGAGAUGUCGAUACGAGUGCUCCCGCUACCAUAACACCAGAACUCACGGAUGCUACCACAAUCAGUUCUGCUCCAAGCAGACAAAGUGUUCUGGUCGCGUGCACAACUGCCAGUAUGUGGAAUACAAGAUGCAGGUGUGUCAGGCUCCUCAGGACUCCACCAGGCGAUAUGAGUUUAUCCAUUAUGAGAGCGGAUAUAGGUUUGGUCCUGGAGGUCAGUGCGCCAGAUACCUAGACAAAGCAAGCGGCUGGCGUCGCUGGGUAUUCUGGAAAUGCACCUACUGCAUGUGUUUAUGCGAUGAGCAGGGCCCCAAAUCCGAUCGCUAUUUUAACCUGCGACCCGUGAAAGCCGAUGUGGAGCACAACAGAGUUGUGACUGGUCUUCGUUUCGUAAAGCGGAAUCGUGUAUUUCAUCUACAAAUCCAGGAAGGAGAGCUCCUACCCGAGGGAGCCAUCAACCAGACCACUCUCCAGUGGAAGCCCGUGGACGAUUACAGGAUCACCGAUAGGAAUCUGCGACAGGGUAUCGAUUACAACAUGCUGACCUACGACAGGCGCUCCAUCGAUCUGGAUGAGCUGGAACCAAGGGAAACCAACUCGCUUAUAACCGGGAUAAGGUUUCGAAUCAUUGGAGAUCAUUUGCAUCUGGAGGCUCAAUACUCUCAGUUCGAGUUCCACAGCGGCAAGCUAAUCGAGCCAACGAAGAAAAGUUAUUGGGAGACAAUGUCUAGUGAUCAGGAAAGAGAAAAAUUGCCCCUGAGAGGCACCCAUAUGUCCACACGAACCACCGCCUCCUCGAUUGUGUUCUCCAGCAGCAUGCAGUACAUCGAUUUCACCCAUACGGGCUUCGAGCAGGACGUCGCACAGACCACCGUGCCUUUUAUCGACAUCCAAGACGUGGUCUCAAAUCCACCGGUGCCGCUGUCCGGCAUAGGAAUCUACUACAAGGGUCGCCAAGGCUACGGGGGCUUCCUUGGGCCCAAGAUUGUAAACUUCGAUUUUGCUUCGUACCUACAAUGA
This is a messenger RNA of Drosophila serrata, 2004 nucleotides long. RefSeq lists its product as uncharacterized. Lineage: Eukaryota; Metazoa; Arthropoda; Insecta; Diptera; Drosophilidae. The record is from RefSeq and is a predicted model, not a curated record.